AUGCUGGGAAAAGGUGUGCAACUUCUUCACAACAAUGCACCAGCUCAUGCUACGAUGACACUUGCCGCCAGUUUGGGAUAUGAAAUUCUCCCCCAUCCACCAUAUUCACCAGACCUGACACCGAGCGAUUUCUUCCUCUUUCAAUGGCUAAAGAAGACACUUUGUGGUAAGCGAUUCCAAGACGAUGAUGACAUCAUUUCCGCAGUGGAGGGCUUCCUAAACAGUCAAAAUGAGACCUUCUAUGAUCAAGGUAUCCAGCAGCUAAUGCAUCGUUGGGGAAAAUGUGUGGCCUUGCAGGGGGCAUAUGUAGAGAAGGACUAA
Cryptotermes secundus is the source of this 321-nucleotide messenger RNA. RefSeq names its product histone-lysine N-methyltransferase SETMAR-like. The record is from RefSeq and is a predicted model, not a curated record. The transcript has a single exon. Bases 1 to 321 code for a protein of 106 amino acids. Gene Ontology annotation, molecular function: nucleic acid binding. Lineage: Eukaryota; Metazoa; Arthropoda; Insecta; Blattodea; Kalotermitidae.